Molecule: messenger RNA, 1900 nt
Organism: Polyodon spathula (Mississippi paddlefish)
Lineage: Eukaryota; Metazoa; Chordata; Actinopteri; Acipenseriformes; Polyodontidae
Product: lens fiber major intrinsic protein-like
Exons: 4
Coding region: 79-870 (263 amino acids)
Biological process (GO): transmembrane transport
Cellular component (GO): plasma membrane
Molecular function (GO): water channel activity
Source: RefSeq, a predicted model, not a curated record
CUCCAUAGAUAUAAGAUCAUUUGAUAUUUAUUUUGCCUAGUUUGUAGCACAGGCAGAUCUCUGAGCUAGUCAUCCACGAUGUGGGAAUUCCGUUCCAUGGCGUUUUGGCGGGCGGUUUUCGCCGAGUUUUUCGCCACAAUGUUCUUCGUGUUUUUUGGUUUGGGCGCGGCACUGCGCUGGGGUGCGGGCCCCAUGAACAUUCUACACGUCGCCUUCUGCUUUGGAUUGGCAGCUGCCACUCUGGUCCAGUCGGUGGGUCACAUUAGCGGUGGCCACCUCAACCCUGCCAUCACCUUUGCUUACCUGAUUGGCUCCCAGGUGUCCCUGUUCCGCGCUUUCUUCUACAUCGCUGCGCAGCUGCUGGGCGCUGUGGCCGGGGCGGCCGUGCUGUAUGGAGUUACACCCUACAACGUGCGCGGGAACCUGGCUCUCAAUACGCUGCACGGCGGGGUCAGUCUCGGCCAGGCCACCACAGUGGAGGUGUUCUUGACCUUGCAGCUUGUUGUGUGCGUCUUCGCUGUGACCGACGAGAGGAGGAACAGCCGCAUGGGCUCUGCUGCGCUGGCCAUUGGCUUCUCCGUCACUCUGGGGCAUCUGCUGGGGAUGUACUACACUGGGGCUGGAAUGAACCCUGCCAGGUCCUUCGCUCCAGCUGUGCUUGUCAGGAAUUUCAUCAACCACUGGGUGUACUGGGUGGGCCCGCUCAUAGGGGGCGCUCUGGGGGCUCUGAUCUAUGACUUCCUGCUGUUCCCCCGGAUGAGGGGUCUUUCAGAGAGACUGGCCGUGCUCAAGGGGAGUCGCCCCCCAGAGGGUGAGGGGCAGCAGGACACCCGAGGGGACCCCAUCGAGCUGAAGACCCAAGCCCUAUAAACACGGUCUGCCCUGCCCCCUCCCCCCCCUCCACACUGGACAGACUGGAGAGGCUAAACCUGAAGACACACGCACGGCCUCCCCUUCGGAACACUGUAGAGUAUUGAAAUAGUGAUUCACAAGUUCAUGUAGGUUUUCUGGCAUAUUUCCUUCGUUCUGAAGCGUGUAAAUACGGCUACCAGUGCAAAUAAAAUCAGGUCAAUAAAAUAUGCAACUGCUUGGAAUAAGUGGAAUUAGAGAAAAUCUGUCCCUUUUGCAUCCUGCUAUCGAAUAUUCCUCCGAGCUGUCGUGUGCCGACAAUACAUCAAUACAUGGACAUUGAACCUAAUGUCAUAUCUGUACAGUACACUCAAAGGAUGAUCUUUUGCUAUAAUAGAUCAGGAAUGUUGAUUUUCAAACCACGACAGUAAUAUAGACCUUCAUAUGAAUAUAAAUAGAUAUAGUUUGUGCUGAAAAAAAAAGCGAUCUUUUUUCUCUUCUCUUUCAUGCUCUUGUGCACCCUGUAACAGCAGUUCUAGUGGUUGGAAAGUAGAUCCGGCUGGGAAGAACUAGGUCCGUGAUGCUCUUUUUUUUUUGUUUGAAGGACCGAAUGAGUGGCGGUGCUGUGGCUUCAGGCUUCUCUCCCGCUGAGGAGAGCCGAGUUUGUGUCUCACAGGUCAGGGAAUUGUCCUGUGAGAAGGGGUGGAGAGGGGGGUGGGUUUAUUUCAAUCUUCCGUGUCUUCAUCUGAAGACAGUAUAUCUCACGUCCCGAACUCCUUCCCCCAAAAAAUGUACUUUAAUAUUCAACCUUUUUUGGAUUGAUUUUGAAGUGAAUCACCAGAACUCCGUAUUCAAGACCCUUCAGUUAUGUCACAGUUUGUGGAAGGGGUUCACACGUUAUCUCCUGGCUCAAGGCCUCAACUCUAAGCACUAGGCCACACCAAUGUUUGUUGAAAUGCUGGUAUAGGGGAUUUUGAGGCUGGGUGAGAGGGAAGUUACCAAAACUCCCCUUUCUGUAAAUAUUGGGCUACACCACCCCCAAGUCGCAGAU